Messenger RNA from Hyaena hyaena (striped hyena), 3509 nucleotides. It is a transcript of the gene CHAF1A, whose product is annotated as chromatin assembly factor 1 subunit A. Gene Ontology annotation, cellular component: CAF-1 complex; nucleus. Lineage: Eukaryota; Metazoa; Chordata; Mammalia; Carnivora; Hyaenidae. The coding region runs from base 290 to 3133 and encodes 947 amino acids. Gene Ontology annotation, biological process: nucleosome assembly. The transcript is spliced from 15 exons. The record is from RefSeq and is a predicted model, not a curated record.
UCCUUGACGUUAUUGUUGCGGCCGCGACCAUUUUUCUUUUCUCCGGCGCUUUUGCGUCACUCAAGUCCUUCCAGGGCUCACCGCGGUGACGGGCCGCUGUGGCCAGGAGGGGAGACUGAGGCCCAGGGAGGCGAAAGGGCUGGCUUUGCAGGUUGCCGAGUGCGUUUCUGUCCCCAGAGCAAGUUGGCCUGUGCAGCGGCCCUCUGGCCGGGUGGGGAAACUGAGGCCGGGGGUCCCACGGGCUCGGGGACCAGAACAGCUGCGUCUGCGGCUCAGGGCAAGCCCAGCCAUGGAUUGCAAAGACAGACCAGCUUUUCCAGUCAAGAAGUUAAUACAAGCUCGUCUGCCCUUCAAGCGCCUGAACCUUGUCCCAAAGGAGAAAAGUGAGGACGGGACGGAUGACACGAGGAGCCCUGAGGGUGCUCCUGCACAGAGUCGGGUCCCUGAUCUCGAGACCUCUUUGGACAACUUGGACAACAGCUGUCAUAUGGGUUCUGACAUAGAUUUUAGUCCAAAACUUGUCAAUGGGAAAGGUCCCUUAGACACCUUUUUAAGAAGUGGAGUCAAAACCAGUCUUGACCAGACCAUGGUCAUCGUUGAUUUGACGGAGGACUUGAGCGACCAGCUAGAUGGUGUCGUGGCCCAUAGAAAACUAAAGUCUGCAGCCUCUCCCUCCGAGGAGGCCGUAAGUGGGGUCGGAGUGGAAGCCAGAGGGGAGCGAGGGCUGCUGGAGGCCAGUAUGGAGGACGAGCUGGCGUGUCCUGAAGAGACCCUUUUGGACAUUCCAUGUAAAGCGGAGAAGGAGGGUGCUGUUUCCGGUGGUGUGGAGACGAGCGGAGAUGGGCAGGAGGGCCCCCUUCAGAGCUGCCCCGAGCCGACGGCGGCUCUGAGAACACGCUCUGAGAAGGACCAGGACGGCUGGAGUGGCGCCAGGGGCAUCCUGUUCAAAGGGAAGGUGCCCGUGGUGGUCUUGGAGGACAUCCUGGCUGCAAAGCCUCCCCGAGCCUUGUCUCCCAUGGCACCUGCACCCCGGGGCGGGUCCCCUGAUGGCGAGAUGCCUGAGUCCAGCCCUGAGGAAGACUCUGUUCUUAGCCCCUCGUCCGGGGCUUCUUCUCCUCCGGCCAGCUCGCCUGAGGGGCAGUGUGCUCCCAAAAAGCGUUUCGGCGGUCCCGGACCCUUCCCCACCUCCACACCUAUCCGCAGAAUAACUAAGAAACUGGUCAAAGCGUCUGCAGAGAAGGACAAGCUCAGACUGCAAAGAGACAAGGAGCGCCUGGGCAAGCAGCUCAAGCUGAGGGCGGAGAAAGAAGAAAAGGAGAAGCUGAAGGAGGAGGCCAAGCGGGCCAAGGAAGAAGCCAAGAAGAAGAAGGAGGAGGAGAAGGAGCUGAAGGAGAAGGAGAGGCGCGAGAAGAGGGAGAAGGACGAGAAGGAGAAGGCGGAGAAGCAGCGGCGCAAGGAGGAGCGGCGCAAGGAGCGGCAGGAGGCGCUGGAGGCGAAGCUGGAGGAGAAGAGGAAAAAGGAAGAGGAAAAACGGUUGCGGGAAGAGGAGAAGCGCAUUAAAGCGGAGAAGGCUGAGAUCACCAGGUUCUUUCAGAAACCAAAGACCCCGCAGGCCCCCAAGACCCUGGCUGGCUCUUGUGGGAAGUUUGCCCCUUUUGAAAUUAAAGAGCACAUGGUUCUUGCCCCUCGGUUUCGGACUGCCUUCGACCAGGACCUCUGCGAUCAGCUGGACCAGCUCCUUCAGCAGCAGAAUGGUGAAUUCUCCUUCCUGAAAGAUCUGAAAGGCCGGCAGCCCCUCAGCUCUGGACCCACCGUGGCUUCAAACCGAAGCACGGACAUCUAUAACAGCGAUGUGGUGAUCGUGGAGAGCGGCAAGGUGGACGGCGUUCCUGACAGGAAGAAGUUUGGCAGGAUGAAGCUCCUGCAGUUUUCCGAGAAUCACCGCCCGGCGUACUGGGGGACGUGGAAUAAGAAGACGACUGUCAUCCACCCGAGGGACCCCUGGGCGCAAGACAAGAAGCUCCUGGACUACGAGGUGGACAGUGACGAGGAGUGGGAAGAGGAGGAGCCGGGAGAGUCCCUGUCCCACAGUGAGGGGGAUGAUGAUGAUGAAGUGGGAGAGGAUGAAGAUGAGGAUGAUGGUUUUUUCGUACCCCAUGGGUACCUAUCUGAGGAUGAGGGAGUCACUGAGGAGUGUGCCGACCCAGAGAACCACAAGGUUCGCCAAAAACUGAAGGCCAAAGAGUGGGACGAGUUUUUGGCCAAGGGGAAGAGGUUCCGCGUGCUGCAGCCCGUGAAGAUCGGCUGCAUCUGGGCGGCCGACAAGGAUGGUGGUGCCGACCUGAAGGUGCUGCAGCAGUUCACGGCCUGCCUCCUGGAAACGGUGCCGUCCGAGGAGGAGCAGACGCCCAAGGCCUCCAAACGAGAGAAGAGAGACCAGCAGAUCUUGGCCCAGCUGCUCCCGCUGCUGCACGGGAACGUGAACGGAAGCAAGGUGAUCAUCCGGGAGUUCCAGGAGUGCUGCCGCCGCGGGCUGCUCGGCAAGGACGCGGGCAGUCCCGACAGCAGCUCCGCCAGCCCGCCGAGCCCCGGCUCUUCCCGCCCACAGACCCCCACUGGCAGUGAGGACGCCGCCGUGCCCUCCAAGGCGAGGCUCAAACGGAUCAUUUCUGAGAACUCAGUGUACGAGAAGAGGCCUGACUUCAGGAUGUGCUGGUACGUCCACCCGCAGGUGCUGAAGAGCUUCGAUCAGGAGCACCUGCCCGUGCCGUGCCAGUGGAGUUACGUCACCACGGUGCCCUCGGCCACCAGGGAGGACAGUGGCAGCUCCCCGGCCGCGGGGCCCGGCCAGGGCACACCGGUAUCGCUGAAGAGGAAGUCAGCGGGCAGCAUGUGCAUCACCCAGUUCAUGAAGAAGCGCAGGCACGACGGGCAGGUCGGAGCUGGGGACCUGGAUGGCUUCCAGGCGGACACCGAGGAGGAGGAAGAGGAGGACGGCGACUGUGUGAUGCUGGACAUCUCGGAUGUUGGGGAGGCCCAGGCCCCGUGUGGAACCACUUCCGGAGCUGGGGGGUCCAUGGGGCUGGACAGCAGCGAGCGCCCCCUGCCCGCCAGCUCGCUCGGCCCCUGCUGAGGGCCCCGUGGGCCCCGUGCGGGUGUGGAGGGUGGUUAUAGGGUCCCCAAGCGCCUCUCGGAUACUUGAAAGCCCUGCGAGUCUGUGUGAAGAGCACUUUGUCCUGCUUCGCAGACCUCCCGAGGUCUGGAAAGGUUUAUAUAGGAUGCUUGAUUUGUUCCUUUUGAUAUUUGUAAAAACGUUCCCCCCAAAAGCUGCAUAUUAAUCUGCCCUUUAAUAAAGCAUUAUCGCGAUGUGAGGGCCCGUCCAGGGGAAGCCCGGUGGCACCCCGCGGGCCCCGGAGCAGGCACUGUGAUGAAAUGCUUGUAAAUGCGUUGGAGCCGCUGCGGCUCCCGGACCUGAGGGGGGUGUGUAUAAACUUCUUGUCCAGCCCCGA